Belonocnema kinseyi is the source of this 7938-nucleotide messenger RNA. It is a transcript of the gene Ziz, whose product is annotated as dedicator of cytokinesis protein 9. Gene Ontology annotation, molecular function: guanyl-nucleotide exchange factor activity. The coding region runs from base 339 to 6710 and encodes 2123 amino acids. The transcript is spliced from 27 exons. NCBI's taxonomy places the organism in Eukaryota, Metazoa, Arthropoda, Insecta, Hymenoptera, Cynipidae. The record is from RefSeq and is a predicted model, not a curated record. Gene Ontology annotation, biological process: small GTPase-mediated signal transduction; positive regulation of GTPase activity.
UCGAUUUUCAAACUAAUCAGUCUUAUGUGACCAAAGGCCCGGAAAUUAAAGUGACGUGUUGUAUUUCCUCGGGAAACGAGCAAUGCGCAAUAAAAAAAAAGAGCAUUUGCUCAUCUGGCAAUUUUCUCUAAGGAAUUUAGGAAUCCUUUCCUUGCUUUUUUUUGUAUGUCAUUUGUAAAAUUCCGAAACCGAAUUCCGAUAUACCGACUGAUGCCGACGAGAAACGUGUCAGGUGUGUGUGCUGCGUAAACUGGCAGCCAAAGAGUGAGUGAUCAUCGUGAUGAUUACGGACCAUUUGCGGAGUUCGAGGUGACAAUGUUAAUGUGUCAUCGUUUAAAAUGAGUGAAAGAAAAUUUACAAGGGGCCUGGGAAAGCCUGGUAUGGCGGCUCAACUUAGAGAAACUGUCUCGCAGGUUGUUCGCGAAAGCACUGUGCAGAACAAACCUCAUCUUGUUGAACCCAUUGACUUUGAGAAUUUUGUGUUAAAAAACAAGACGCUUUUACAAAAUGACCCACAACGUGAGCUGUUGCUUUAUCCCCCAGAUGAUGUAUCACAAGUCGUCCUACCCAGAAGAUAUCGCACAGUUGUACCAACUGUACAACGUACUUCUGAAUCUGCGGACGACCAGGAAAGUCUCUUUACUAAAGAAUGCAAGAAAAGUUAUGCAUCGAAUUGGAGUUUGGUGCACUACAAAUAUUCUGCCUACAGUGGAUCCUAUCUUGAAUUGCCAAAAAUAACAAAAGGAGAUAAUCUGAAGGAUGAAGUUUAUGAAAUUGACACAGAAAUCGACCAAGUUGACGAGGUAAUUGCAAAAAAUGAUGGUUUAGCAAAACAAGGUUACCUGAUGAAAGGUCCCGAAAUCGGCAGCAGCGAUCGUAUGUUUGCUCAUAUUGGGUCAAAGUCUUUCAAGCGCCGUUUCUGUCAAUUGAGUCAGGAGGUCGAUGGCACUUACAUGCUAGAAAUGUUUAAAGACGAGAAAAAGGGUGAAGCUAAGUUAUCGAUCGUAAUGGAUUUUUGUACAGAGGUUGUACGAAACCCGAAACGUGGUCGAUAUUGCUUCGAGUUAAGAAUGAGUGCUGAUCACAAAUCUUACACUCUAGCCGCGGACAGCGAAACAGAAUUGCAAGAUUGGAUUUUAAAAUUGACCUCUGUUCUACAACAUUACAAGCAACAGGAAGAAAAGCGAGCUGCUUCUUUAGAAAGAGCCUGCAAUACUCCUCCACCUUCUCCACAACCAAUGCAAGUUUACGGAACUUUAAAAGGUCUCGAGCAGAGUAUGAAUCCUCAAUUAAUAAAGUACGCUCGAGAAACAGAUACAAGCAUUGCAUUGGCUAGAAGAGAGAAUAGAAAGCGUAUUCUGAGUUUAUAUCCUCACAUAACUCUGGCGAAAUCGACGAUUAGCAAUUCCUACGAGGGAAAUGUUGACCCCUACAAAGAACAGUUUGGCCAAAGAAUCUUUGUCAAGUGCGAAAGCCUAAAAUUCCGACUGCAGGCGCAGAUUGAUGAGAAUGCGUCACUUUGUCAGGUGGAGCCUUAUUAUACGACCUUGUGUUUAUUCGAUGCAAGAAAUGGAAGAAAGCUCACCGAGAAUUUCCACUUUGAGGUCAAUCAUGACAUUGUUUGUGAUUUGGUGAAAGAAUCGAGUCCUCCUAGUGUCCUGACUGAGGAUUCAAAGAAUGUUGAGCUUCCUGAUGAUUUGUCGAGUAUUCCAUCUGAAUGGAUCAGAUUCAGUAAACAGGCUAUUUUUAGCAUAAGCAAUCCUCAUCCGGAUAUUUUUCUGGUUGUGAGGAUCGAUAAGAUUUUGCAGGGGAGCAUUUAUCAAACUUCUGAGCCAUACUUGCGUGCCACCAAAGAUCCGCGCCUUGGCCUGAAAGUGCAUAAACAAGUCAAAGCUUGUUGCCAAAGAUUGGGUAAUUAUAGAAUGCCAUUUGCCUGGUCAGCUCGUCCUUUAUUUAGGUUAUACAGUAAUGAGUUGGAUACGUCGUCUGAUUUUCCGGCAGUAUACAGGCAGGAGGGGAACAAAAUAAAAGAUGAAGAGUUACUGAAAUUACUUUCAGAAUAUAGAAAGCCAGAAAAACUGAACAAGUUGACCACCAUACCUGGAUGGUUGAAAAUAAAAAUCGAACCUCUGUCGGACAUCCCUGACAACAGUUUAACGACUUCUUUGGCAAUGUUAAAGCCCUUUCCACUGCCUCCAGCUACAGAACCAACUUUAGAGAUUGCAGAGUUUGAAAGCUCUUCUGAAAAAGAAAUUCACCCCUACGCGACGUUUGUCAAUCAUCUUUACGUCUACCCUCAAAGUCUUUGUUUCGACUCUCAAAAAAUCUUUACGAGAGCGAGAAAUAUUGCUUGUAUUGUUGAACUACGAGAUGACGAUAACGAGAAUGCUGUCCCUUUAAGGUGUAUUUAUGGUCGGCCAGGCGGACCUCUUUUGCGUUUGCGAGCGUCGUGUGCAGUUUUACAUCACAACGCUACACCUUCCUGGUACGAGGAGAUGAAAAUCAGACUGCCUACGAAACUCCACGUAAAGCAUCACUUGCUCUUUUCAUUUUACCACAUCAGCUGCGAUAUGAACAAAAAAAAGGAAAAUGGAGUUGAAAAUUGUGUUGGAUACUCAUGGUUACCUCUACUGCAUAAAGGGCGGUUAAAUGUCGAUACAGAAGCUAACGUGCAAGUUUUGCCUGUUGCAACACAUUUACCUUCUGGAUAUCUUUCAAUUCAACCCCUUGGCCUCGGAAAAGGGGUAAGAAACGCUGGACCAGAAAUCAUGUGGAUUGAUUCGCAGCGUCCAAUCUUCACACUGGCCUUUCAACUCAAUUCAACUGUUUUUACACGAGAUCCACAUCUACACAAUCUUUUCGCUCAUGCGGAAAGAAUUUUGGAGACGAAACCUUCAGCCAUGCCGUCAGAUUCCGAAGCGUGUAAAAUUCUAAAAGCGGCUCACGCAAUGCAGCUGGUGACGGUCGUCACGUUUUUGCCUACAAUUUUAAAUCAGCUCUUUGCCUUACUGACUUGUAAUGUUAGCGACGAAAUCGGACUCUGUAUUAUUAGGCUUUUGGUUCAUAUUAUAAAUAUGGUGCAUGAGGCUGGUCGCAAGGAAAUUUUACAGGCUUACGUGAAGUUCGUUUUUGUCUCGCCCUCGAAAGGAAAUGGUAGUCCGACUGUUCACGAACAAUUAGGAAAGCAUCUUCCAACUUUACUACAACCAACCAAUACUGAUUUUCUAGUUGUAAAUAAAUUUAUGCACCAUUCUGGUUUCUUUUUUGAAAUCAUGUUAAAGAGUAUGGCGCAGCAUUUACUCACAACGGAGAGAAUAAAGAUGCACAGAAACGAAAGGUUCUCAAAAGAGUACCACGAAAAGAUCAAAACUCUUUUAGAAGUUAUGAUGCCCUAUCUGAUGAAUAAAUAUAAAGAAAUGCCUAUCGAAACUCACGAACUGAACAAGAGUCUUGCGCAUUUUCUGAAGAGAUGCCUUACGUUUAUGGACAGAGGUUUCGUUUUCCGUUUAAUCAAUUCCUACAUGGAUAACUUUUCUCCUGGAGAUUCGCGAGCCCUGCACGAUUUCAAGUUCGCCUUCCUACAAGUCGUUUGUUCCCACGAACACUUUGUUUCCUUUAAUCUACCAAUGAUGCAGUCUAGAAUUACCUCCAGAGAGACAGAGACAGAACCUGAUUGUGAUGACCUUCUGAACGAAUAUUGUCUGACAGAAGAUUUCUGCAAGCAACAUUUCUUAGCUGGACUCCUGCUUCAAGAAGUGAAGACAUCUCUUUGUGAAGUCGUUCAAGUCAGAAAGACUGCCAUUUCAACGUUGAGAGAUUUGAUGGCAAAACAUGAAUUGGAUGAUCGAUACCAAAAUAAGGGCCAAUUGAGCAGAAUUGCCUCACUGUAUAUACCAUGGUUAGGUAUCGUUUUAGAAAAUCUACAUCGACUUGAGUAUAAGAACGACGUCAAAGCAGACGUCAAGCAAAAUUCCAAUAGAGUCUCUACAAACAAUUCUUUCUCAAUGAGUAAAGAAGCAAACAACGUGGCGGCUUCUAGCACUCCGAAAUCAAUACACAGAUUGACUAUGCACUUGGAUUCGCAGUCACCAAUCAGAGCCUCGAUGCACUUGAGGGACUCGUCGUACUUUGCUGCGAUAGCUGGUCAAACUAUGGUGAACGGAUAUUCUUGCGCCAGUAUAGAGUCCGAUGUUUCGACCAUGUCUAGUGCCUCGCAAUCAAAUUUUUCGCAAGAUACUACAAUUACUAGAGAGCCUUUGGAAAAUGGAACGAAAGAUCUAAAGGGACAUUCCAGAUCGUUGAGUGUCACGCAAGCUUCUAAUAGAAGCGAUAAGUUGCAACCUCUGGAAGUAAAAGAUGUGCUGCUUUGUUUUAUGUUUAUCAUAAAGUACCUCGGGGAUCAUCAAAUAAUUGCGUGGUGGCAUCAGUGCAAUGACGCUGAAAUUCUAAACUUCUUUACUAUUGUUGAAAUGAGUCUUCAGCACUUUAAAUAUGUUGGAAGAAGACAAAUUGCUGCGAAUACAACAAAGGAGCCAGGAAAGCCAAGGGCGGUAAAAGCAAUGACGUUGCCAGCAAGAAUGGCUCCUCCGGAUUUUACAAACGACAGUCCAACAACUGGAACUCUUCAACCACACAAUACAGCAGUUAGAGAAAAUUUGGUUGAAAAUGAUAGUGGGAAAAGUUACCAAGCUUUGCUUGAAGCAAACCUCGCAACUGAAGUCGGGCUAGUCGCGUUAGACUGUUUAGGACUUUUUUGUAUACAUUUCAAAGACGUGUUGCUCACGAAUGAUGGCAAUAACCCAGUGAUGCAGAAAUUGUUUACUAUUUAUUUGCUCUUUCUUCAACUUGGUCAGUCGGAAACUCUAUUUCGGCAUGUCUUUGCAGGACUUCGAGCUUUUCUGAACAACUACUCCAUAAUUUUAUUUCGAGGAAAUGCAGUAUUAUGUGGACGAUUGUGUUACGAGUUGCUGAGAUGCUGCAAUAGUAAACUGAGUUCGAUCAGACAAGAGUCAUGUGCCUUACUUUACUUGCUCAUGAGAAGUAACUUUGAAUUCACCAGCAGAAAAGGAUUGAUUCGAGUACAUUUACAGGUCAUCAUUUCCGUUUCGAAAAUGCUAGGAAACGUGAUCGGUUUAAACAACUCUAGAUUCCAAGAAUCCUUGUCCCUCAUAAACAGCUACGCUUCCUCUGAUAAAGUUAUGAAAGGCACAGGAUUUCCUGUGGAAGUAAAAGACUUAAAUAAGAGAAUCAGAACGGUAUUGAUGGCCACAGCUCAGAUGAGAGAACAUAAUAACGAUCCCGAGAUGCUGGUCGAUUUACAGCACAGUUUGGCUAAUUCCUAUGCUAGCACUCCAGAAUUAAGGCACACUUGGUUGGAAACUAUGGCUAGGAAUCAUGCAAGGGAUGGAAAUUUCUCUGAAGCAGCGUGUUGUCAACUGCACAUAGCAGCCUUGAUGGCAGAGUAUCUAAAGUUGAAAACAAAUCACUCUUGGGGUGCAGAAGCCUUCGAUUCAAUAUCGACAAACAUCAGUAUUGAUGAGCGAGGCCUCAAGGUCGAUGCUGGUGUACAAGAUAUUCACUACAACGAGAGCCUCCUUCUCGAGCAGCUGGAAAUUUGCGCAGAGAUGUUAGAAAAGGCGGAACGUUUCGAACUUCUUGGUCCUUUAUAUCGCCUAAUAAUUCCCAUUUACGAAAGCAAAAGAAACUAUGAAGCUCUCUCUAAUUGCUACUCCCAUUUAACUCAGUCUUGUAACAAAGUUGUUGAAGUAACUCGAACUGGAAAGAGGCUUUUGGGUCGUUUUUAUCGAGUAGCGUUUUUCGGUUCGGCUUAUUUCGAAGAAGAAAAUGCGCAAGAGUACAUCUACAAGGAGCCAAAAGUGACCUCGCUCUCUGAAAUUUCCGAAAGACUUUACCACCUCUAUUCAGAGAAAUUUGGAGCAGAAAGCAUGAAGAUGAUAAUGGACUCCACACCUGUAGAUGUUAGCGAAUUGGAUGCAAAAAUGGCAUACAUCCAAGUAACUCAUGUGACUCCUUAUUUUGAAAAGACAGAUUUGGAAGCUAGGCCGACAGAGUUUGAGCAAAGUCAUGACGUGUCGUGUUUCAUGUUCGAAACGCCUUUCACGAAAGAAGGAAAGGCGAGAGGAAAUCCCGAAGAGCAGUGGAAAAGAAGAACGAUUCUUACGACACAAUGUACCUUCCCAUAUAUAAAGAAACGCAUUCCGGUAGUCGCAAAGAGAAUAGUGGAGCUUAGUCCAAUCGAAGUUGCCUUAGACGAAAUGAGACAGCGAGUUCAGGAGCUGGAAGACGUAGCCUUGAUAGAUCCAACGGAUGCGAAAAAACUUCAGCUGAGGCUGCAAGGAAGCGUUUGUGUAACGGUUAACGCUGGUCCACUGGCCUAUGCUUCCGCCUUUUUAGAUCCAGCCCUUUCUCCGCAGUACCCUGACGAUAAAGUGGAGGAGUUGAAAGACGUUUUCAGGGAAUUCGUGAAGAUAUGCUAUACCGCGCUGCAGAUCAACGGCAAGCUAAUCUCGUCAGAUCAGUACGAGUACCAAGAGGUCUUGCGCGAAAAUUACCAGAAGCUUUGCCAGAAUCUGUCAUCGUUGUUAGGUGAGCCAAUCUGGCCUGACGAUCAAAUUGGAAGCUUCAAACGCAACAGCGCAGCACUCUUUAGUGCUAUCAGUGGCACAAACAGUCACACCAGUACCGCCUAAUUCUUAAGACUGAUUUGAUACGCAUCUCGAUACAUUUUUGAGGACAAGUAGAUUUUUCAUGACACAAAGUAUUUUAUUUCUUUCUAAGCUUUCUAGGUCUAAGGGAAAAAUAGAAAUUCUUUUUUUCUAGCUCGAAAGUAUUUUUUGUAAAGUAGGCCAGUACAUUCUCAGCAUUGAGCAGUUUCAUUAAAUAGUCGUAUGUAUUGUAUUUUUACAUCUAAGACUCCAAGGAACCAGUGCGAUGAUUGGAUUUUUGAGCAACUUUAAGCCUAGAUCAAGGAAAAAAAAUGUGGGUCUUCCUUAAUAAUAAUUCUAAUUUGUCUUCCAAAAUUCUUUUGUCUGAAAAUUUAAAUUAGAUUUAAAUUUAAUCUAUCCUGAAAUUCUAUUGCGAAAACUUUUUUGCAUUUUGAAAGUUUGGUUUAAAUUUUAAAGACUUUUCUGAUUAAAAUUUCCAAUGGUUUACCGAUGUCUGAAUUAUGAGAUAAGAUAUUAUAUAAUGCUGGUCUUUUGGUCAUGCGAACACUGCCAUAUUAUCAAUUAAAGUUUUCAUGGCUUAUCAACUUAUUUCUAAAAAGUCAGAUUACGCUGGUUUUAAAGAAAAAUUUCACCGGCAUAGAAUGAAUACAACAAAUGCUAAAUGUCUACUAUUUACAUACUAUGGAAGAGUGUCUGAAAUUACAAUUAUCAAAAAUUUAUUGUUGUUUCCACAAAAAAUUCAAUUUCUUAUCACUAAAUAGAUGCGUUAAAUGUUAAUAAGUAGUUCGUUGAAAUCAUGCUUACUAUUAGUUCGUCUCUUUUGUAUAAAUAGCUUCAUUCGAUAUAAGUAUUGUGAUAUAUAUUGACAGGGUACAAUGCUUUCCCGUCUUUGCACGCUGAAUUUAUACAUAACUAAUUUGUAUAUAUUGGCUACCCCAAAAAAAAACUUUGCGAUCGAUAAAAGUUUGUUUCUAAAGCUCAAAAAUAGUCGGGAUAUUUCAAAUUAGUAAACUUUUUAGUUUACGUCCUAAAAAAGAAACAAUUUGAAAGCAAUUGUGUACCUUGAAUGUACCAUGUACCUUUCUAUGUUAUUCGUUGUAUAUUUUCGAGGGUUGUAUCAUACAUAGAGAUUAAUUAGGGUAGAAGAUAAAAUUUAUCUGAUAGAUAUGCGAGAUACAAUUAUUAUCACUGAUCAAAUUGCAAGACAUGUUUAUUCUGCGAAUCUUUCGCAAUUUCAUUGCAAAUUGUGUGC